GACGAGGACGAGGACGGGUAUCCCAAGAAGAGGUGGCCCACUGUUGAUGCCUCAUACUACGGUGGCCGAGGUGUGGGUGGCAUCAAGAGAAUGGAGGUGAGAAAGACAUGCACUGACUGUUGUGCCCGGACUGUGGGGCCCUUCAUCCAAUUACGGCUCAGCUCUGGUCAUUAUAUUACCAUUCCCCUGCCACUCACUGACUGUUGUUGCCUGUCCCUGUUCAGGUCCGCUGGGGUGACAAGGGUUCCACUGAGGAGGGGGCCAAACUAGAGAAAGCCAAGAAUGCCCGCGUCAAGAUGCCAGAGCAGGAGUUUGACAUGGCACCAACACGCACUCUCAACAACGGCAUGCACAAACCCAUCAGUCCCCAGAAGUGGUACUCCCCUAUAAAGGUACUGUACAGGGCUGUAUUCACUUUGUUACGUAGCCCCGCCCAGUUCCUGAUCAAA
This is a messenger RNA of Coregonus sp. 'balchen', 449 nucleotides long. Lineage: Eukaryota; Metazoa; Chordata; Actinopteri; Salmoniformes; Salmonidae. The record is from the annotation of a GenBank genome assembly.